Molecule: messenger RNA, 198 nt
Organism: Caenorhabditis elegans
Lineage: Eukaryota; Metazoa; Nematoda; Chromadorea; Rhabditida; Rhabditidae
Gene: C44C11.6
Product: Transcriptional regulator
Exons: 2
Coding region: 26-193 (55 amino acids)
Source: RefSeq, marked reviewed
UCCACAAAGCGAACGAUACACAAAAAUGUUAAAGAACGCUGUGAAUGCAAUGAAAAAUAUCGGAAAAUCUCGAUCGAGAAGUGCAAGUCGCGAGAAGGUGCUCAAAGACUCGGCCGUACAAGCUUCACCAUCAUCCCGUGAAGCCGUCCAAGUCGUCAAGGCAAUCGCCCAACCAGUCGUCGAACAAAAAUAAAUAUU